GGAGAGGUCUUCAAGAUGUUCAGAUCAAUGAUAAUUUUGCAAAGCUUUCUGAGUCUUUGUAUGUUGCCGACCAGAAGGCCAGAGAGGCAGUUGCUAUGAGAUCCAAAGUUCAGAAAGAGAUGCUUAUGAAAGAAAAGGAAAGGAAAGAGUAGGAACUGCAUGCUCUAGCUCAGAAAGCUCGUUCCGAGAGAACAGGUACAGCUGCACCAGCUGUUGUUCUAAUACCUUCUGAAAGAAACAUGAUGGAUGCUGAUAUGAGAGGGGAAUAUGAUCACCCAAAGGAAAAAGGGAUGGAUUUUCCAAAGGAGAGCACGGAAGAAAGGGAGGGAUGGUUACAGUGGGAGAAAAUCCAAGAGGAACGACGGCGAGAGAGGGAAAGGGAGAGAAGGUUGGAGGCUAAAGAUGCAGCAAUGGGGAAGAAAAGUAAAAUCACAAGAGAUAGAGAUCGUGAUAUCAGUGAGAAGGUUGCUCUUGGUAUGGCUUGUGUAGGAGCAGGAAGAGGGGGAGAGGUUAUGUAUGACCAGAGGCUGUUUAACAAGGAGAAAGGAAUGGAAUCUGGAUUUGCAGCUGAUGACCAAUACAACGUGUAUGAUAAGGGCUUGUUCACUGCUCAGCCUACACUUUCAACCUUGUACAGGCCUAAGAAGGAUAUUGAUACUGAAAUGUAUGGAGGCGCUGAUGAGAAAAUGGAGAAGAUUUUGAAGAUUGAUCGCUUCAAACCUGACAAGGGGUUCACCGGUACUUCCGAGAAGAAUGGUCCAAGAGACAGACCGGUUGAGUUUGAGAAGGACAUGGAAGAAGCUGAUCCAUUUGGGUUGGAUAUGUUCUUGACACAGGUCAAGAAGGGUAAGAAAGCCAUUGAAAAAGUUGGUAGUGGAGGAACAAUGGCAGCAGUUGGUGGUGGUUCUUUCCGAGAUGACUAUGAAGGAGGAGGUUCUGGGAGAACUCGCAUUGGGUUUGAGAGGGGUCGUUAAGCAGCCUGGUUAGGACGUAAUUAAUGCGGUGUUUUUUUUUUUUUGGUGGCUAUUGCCCCGUAGAAGUCUUCGAAAUACAUUCUGCUAAACAUAUUGUAUCUUGUGUGAGUUGGCAGCCAAAACAAGUUAUAAUUUUCUGCUCUAGGUGCUCAAUUGAAGUUUAUUUGACCAA
Messenger RNA from Ziziphus jujuba (common jujube), 1146 nucleotides. Its product is annotated as SNW/SKI-interacting protein A. Gene Ontology annotation, cellular component: spliceosomal complex. The record is from RefSeq and is a predicted model, not a curated record. The transcript has a single exon. NCBI's taxonomy places the organism in Eukaryota, Viridiplantae, Streptophyta, Magnoliopsida, Rosales, Rhamnaceae. The coding region runs from base 240 to 974 and encodes 244 amino acids. Gene Ontology annotation, biological process: mRNA splicing, via spliceosome.